Messenger RNA from Cydia strobilella, 936 nucleotides. Its product is annotated as protein lifeguard 2-like. The coding region runs from base 90 to 932 and encodes 280 amino acids. Lineage: Eukaryota; Metazoa; Arthropoda; Insecta; Lepidoptera; Tortricidae. The record is from RefSeq and is a predicted model, not a curated record. Gene Ontology annotation, cellular component: endoplasmic reticulum; Golgi apparatus. The transcript is spliced from 9 exons. Gene Ontology annotation, biological process: negative regulation of apoptotic signaling pathway.
GUGACAAAAAUCCUAUUCGAAAUGAUAAUGCUAAGGAUGUCGAGGAAGGUAGUUUAUCUAAACAAACAGGUCCUCAUACCUCCUUUGAUAUGUAUGCUAAUGAAGAUGAAGAAAAAAGUGUACGCGAAAGUGUAUUACAUAAAGAAAAACAUAAGAAGGGAAGAAACAAAAUAAAGGCAGAUACUGAAUCUAUAAAAAACCGAGAAUACGUCGUGUUGUGGUUCGGAAGUCAACCAGAACCCGCAGGUUUCUAUAGCGAAGAUAAAGAGGAUCGAAAUGAUUUCGUCCGAAAAGUCUUCAUCAUUUUGUUUAUUAUGCUGCUCGUCACUUUUGGGUUUAAUUUACUAGUAAUGAUGCACGAGGACUUGAGAGACUUCUUCAGAGAGUAUUUUCUCUAUAUAAUGAUUCCUUGCAUCAUUGUUUUGGCGGUAAUGGGUUGUUGUAUGUCAACCUUGGAAUGUUGCCGGCGAAGCCCUACAAACUACAUAUGUUUAAUAAUAGUUGUAAUAUUGUAUUCUCUAUUUUGCGCCUGCUACACCGCCCGCUACCGCACGCAUAUCAUAGUCAUAGCGCUGGUUGCAACGCUCGGGGUAGUAGCGGUCUGCGUCGCACUGGCGUGUACUAAUUUCGACUUCACGAAAUGCAUACUAUAUGUAAUAGUUGUCUCCGUUGCAUUGUCCCUCCUCGUCUUAAUCGUCGUGAUCAUGAUGUUGGUCUUCAAUGUGUAUUCGAAACCUCUCAUGUUAGCACUCAUAUUUGUCUUGACUUUAGUCAAUGUCGUGAUGUUUAUAAUUGAGCUACAGAUGGUGUUAGGAGGAAAAUCUGUCGAAUUGGGUGAGGAAGACUACGCUUUGGGAGCAUACAUGCUGUACACGUCCAUCGUACAGCUCUUCAUAAACAUUCUUUUAAUGGCGGGCUUGGCUGACAGUUGAAAAA